Molecule: messenger RNA, 1473 nt
Organism: Ceratosolen solmsi marchali
Lineage: Eukaryota; Metazoa; Arthropoda; Insecta; Hymenoptera; Agaonidae
Gene: Sqor
Product: Sulfide quinone oxidoreductase
Exons: 9
Coding region: 121-1452 (443 amino acids)
Cellular component (GO): mitochondrion
Molecular function (GO): FAD binding; sulfide:quinone oxidoreductase activity
Source: RefSeq, a predicted model, not a curated record
CGCGCUUUGAUAAAGUUUUUGCCGAGUGUUUUACGAUACUCUUGUAGAAAUAUAUUAUUUUAAGGUUAAAACUGUGGUUGCAACUUCUGUGCAAUAUAGUAUAAAAAAAAAUUAAGUAGAAUGCACAGCGUAGUUAACAGUAAUUUAUUGUCAAUAUCAAGAAAUACAAGUUUUCCAAAUGUUAUUAGAUAUGCACAUCAUUCAUGCAAGAUAUUGGUUAUCGGUGGUGGUACCGGUGGUUGUACAAUGGCUGCGAAACUGUCUAAAACUUUUCACAAGAGCCCAAAUCAUGUGAUAAUUAUUGAGCCAAGCAAAGAUCAUUAUUAUCAACCAUUAUUUACAUUGAUAGGAGGAGGCAUUUCAAAAUUUGAUACCUCUAAGAAAUUAAUGAAAGACGUUCUACCUAAAAAUACCCAAUGGUUGAAAGAUAAGGUUGUGUCGUUCGAACCCGAGGAAAAUAAAGUUAAAACAGAAAACGGAGAUACUGUGCAGUAUGAUGUAAUGAUAGUGGCAAUUGGUUUAGAAUUACAUUGGAAUAAAUUGCCAGGAUUAAUAGAAAGUUUACAAAAUCCGGAGGCUCAAGUUUGCUCCAUAUAUGGGCCAAAUACGGUGGCAAACGUCUUUGAUAAAAUAAAGAAAACAGAGGAAGGCAAUGCCUUAUUUACAUUUCCAAAUACACCGGUAAAAUGUCCUGGAGCUCCUCAAAAAAUUGCUUAUAUAUCUGAACAUUAUUGGACUACUAAUAAGACACGGAAUAAUAUUAAUGUUGUAUAUAAUACAAGUUUACCAGUGAUCUUUGGUGUAAAAGAGUAUGCCAACUCGCUUCUGCAAGUUUGUAAUAAUCGGAAUAUCCAAGUCAAUUUACAUACGAAUCUUAUUGCAAUUAAUCCUGACAAAAAAGAAGCUGUCUUUCAAAAUUUAGAAAAACCAGAAAAUAAGCACAUUGCAAAAUAUUCAUUGCUACAUGUCACUCCACCAAUGGGGCCACCAGACAUAUUGAAAAAACAUGAAACGUUAUCAAACGAAGUAGGUUUUCUUGACAUCCAUCCACAAACAUUGCAGCAUAAUAAGUUCAAAAAUAUUUAUGGUAUCGGUGAUUGUACUAGUACACCCAAUUCCAAGACAAUGGCUGCGAUAGCAUCGCAAAGUAAAGUUUUGUAUGAGAAUAUAAUGGCCAAUUUAUCUGGGCGAGAAAUGAAAAUGUUUUAUAAUGGUUACUCGUCGUGUCCAUUAGUAACAGCGCCUGGAAAGUGUAUUCUCGCUGAAUUUGAUUAUACUUUCACACCGCAAGAAACUUUUCCUAUUAAUCAGAAGAGGGAAUUAUUGUUAAUGUAUUUGUUAAAAAAACAUUUAUUUCCAUUUAUAUAUUGGAAUCUAAUGCUUAAGGGCUUAUGGAACGGACCUGAGAAAUUUAGGAAAAUUUUCACUUUCAUUAAAAGUAAAAACUGCUGAAUUAUAAAAAUGUAAUGUAUU